UAACUUUUGGGCCGAAACCCGGGGUUUUAAAGUUUUACACGUUGCUUUUGUUUAGCAUCAAAACGUGGCGGCAGCAUCAUGUUCCAACACGACGCCGUAUUCGUCUUUCCAAUUCACUCUUCUCUUUUAAAUCCCUUCAGAGUAACCAAAGGCUAGGUUUUUGUUUUGUCCCACACUUUCCUCUCCGCUUUACAAUUACCAAAGAAACAGAGCAACAAUGGCGAAAACCAGCCUGAGCCGUCUAUUCGCGUCACUCUCGGAGCACUCCAUAACCAAGCCGUCUUUCACUGGUUCGAGAUCAGAUUCGGUGACUCGUUCAGCUUAUAACUCUGUGACUCGCUUCGUAUGUUCCUCUGCUCAGGAAACUCAGUUGAUCCGUGAAGAAAGAUCCAACGAGGGAGAUCGAGAAGCUGCGAAAGAGAAUCUCGAAUCUGUGAAUAAAGAAGAAGAUGAAGGUGAAGAUGGCGAUCACGUGAAUAAAGAGACGGGGGAAGUGGGCGGGCCUAAAGGCCCGGAACCCACUCGCUACGGUGAUUGGGAACGGAAUGGUCGCUGCUCCGACUUUUGAAUUUUUUUUUAAUUAUUAUGAAUGUAAAACUAAAUUGAAUCAGCGAUUUUUAAUUUCCCGGAGAAAGAAAAAAAAUUGUUGGAAUAAUGAUAAAUAAUUUUUUUGUUAAAAUUUCGCUAUUAGUCCCUGUUAUUUAUGAAAGUUCAAUUUGAUACUUUUAAUCAAA
Gossypium raimondii (Peruvian cotton) is the source of this 734-nucleotide messenger RNA. RefSeq lists its product as uncharacterized. The coding region runs from base 218 to 568 and encodes 116 amino acids. Gene Ontology annotation, biological process: mitochondrial respiratory chain complex II assembly. Gene Ontology annotation, cellular component: mitochondrion. Lineage: Eukaryota; Viridiplantae; Streptophyta; Magnoliopsida; Malvales; Malvaceae. The record is from RefSeq and is a predicted model, not a curated record. The transcript has a single exon.